Molecule: messenger RNA, 1036 nt
Organism: Dromiciops gliroides (monito del monte)
Lineage: Eukaryota; Metazoa; Chordata; Mammalia; Microbiotheria; Microbiotheriidae
Exons: 3
Coding region: 1-897 (298 amino acids)
Cellular component (GO): endoplasmic reticulum
Source: RefSeq, a predicted model, not a curated record
AUGGGAUCUUGGAGCCAGCCCGCUGCGACCCCACACAGCUGUAGUCCUGGGCAUUUUAGGAAGAAUGGGCCACUGGAAAGGAACAGUCUUCACGGGGCUCUCGCUGGGAUCGUUCCCAGCCUAGAUUGGAAGCCAGAUUUUACAGAGAGCCGGGUUGUCGGGGUGUGCCAGGCAGAGUUAGAAGCUCAGAAGGCUGACGUUGGGUUUGCCCACACUUGGCCCUCACACUGCUGCCUUCUGCUCUUCGUCGCCUCUGCGUCCGCGGCCGAAGGGCUCGGAAAGGGUUUUGGGGAUCACAUUCACUGGAGAACACUAGAAGAUGGGAAGAAAGAGGCUGCUGCCAGUGGGCUACCCCUGAUGGUCAUCAUCCAUAAGUCCUGGUGUGGCACCUGCAAAGCCUUAAAGCCCUUGUUUGCAGAGUCUAAGGAGAUCUUAGAACUUGCCCACAAUUUUAUUAUGGUCAAUCUUGAGGAUGAAGAAGAACCCAAGGAUGAAACCUUUAGUCCCGAUGAUGGUUAUAUUCCAAGAAUCCUUUUCCUGGAUCCCAGUGGCCAGGUCUGCCCCAAAAUCAUCAACGAGAAAGGGAACCCCAGCUACAAGUACUUCUACAUUAAUGCUGAGCAGGUGGUGGAGGGGAUGAAGGAAGCCCAGGAAAAGCUGAGGGGGGACUCCUUCUGGAAGAUGAGCUGUGAUGGGGCUGGGAGUUCACCCCUUCCUGCACCGAAAUUAAAGUGUGGGGAGGAAUCUUCUCAUGGAAAAUACCAAGCAAUACAGCUUGCACUGGAGUGCAGGACCUGCCCUUCUGGGAAAGGGCUCUGUCCUCUUGAGAAAAUCCUCCCCUCCUUCCCUACCACCUUUCCACUGAUUUGCGUGUUUGCUGGUCACUGUUUGGGCUGAGAAUGGGCAUUGGGUUGCCUUGUGGACGAGCCCUCGCCACUCGUGUGUGGCCGCUCAGCUUCUUAUCCCUUCUGGCCUGUCCUCCACACCUGACUCACAAGGGCAUUGAAAGUGUGGGCAGGAACAUCGGCCUUGAGCA